CGCCCUCUCAUAGCAGCAGGCCCUUGUUGCUAAGCAACCCCGGUGGGAGAUUGACAGCGACUUCAGUUGAUUCGUUUGAAGAAAACUUUAUCGAAAAGGCUCGCGCUUCACAGCUCCGCUUCAGCGUCGUCACGCAGAAGAACGGGAAACUUAUAGAUAACGUUUACCAAACCGAUAGCUGGCAGUCAAAAGGUUAAAAUACAACACCUGGAGGGUCCAUUUAAACUGCUAAUCAAGACAUUGUCCGUCAAACGUUGGACCUGAACGCCCCAUCCGGACCGGAGGACUCGAUGCCGGACGUCGAACCACUCAGAUUCCCGUCGAGGGAAGAGCGACCGAACCAGCAAGAUCAAGCAGAGUUCCAGGCUGUCUGCACUGGUAGACGUCGCACAUGUGCUUUGCUCAACAGCCCCUUGCCAUGUGUCAACAACGCUAUUUACCAUAUCCAAGAGCUGAAGGGGACUGUGGAAGACUGGUGUCAGCAGUCUGGAAAAUAUCCACUGCGGAUCAGUCGGGAAAAGCAUCAACACAGAAAAACCUUCAGAUUCCAGUCCGGAGACUCCGAUCCCGAAUCAGUAACAUCUGUGGAAUUGUUCGUCGAAGGCAUUGCUAUCAGUGCGAGAGUUUGUAUUCCUGUAGAAAAAAGUUGUCCUUUACCGCCACUACUGAAGAAAAUAAACGACGUCCUCGGAGAGGUCGUGUAUCUGAUUGAGCGGCUGGAGGCUGAUCGGCAGCACACAGAGGAAGCUCUCCACAAAGAGAAGGAGAGAAAAAGAUUUUUGGAGAACAAAGUCGACAGUGUUACAAUUUGGAAGCAACAAGAACACGCUGUUGUGGUCCAAAGAGAGCACGAGGCAUGCAUCAGAGACAUCUCUAAGCUGAAGUGGCAGCUAAGGAGAGAAAGGGAGAAACUUGACCAAGCACAGGAGAAGCUGUCACUCACUGAGGUGUGGAACCAGAACUUACACGAGGACAUCAACUUUGCCCGAAAACAAAUUCCUAUUGUGAGAGAGAACCUGGAGCUGCAGAGAGGACUCAUAGAUCAACUCAACAGCGCCCAAGCUGAGGCUGAUGAAGUCUGCUCAAAAGCACAAAGUGAUCUCCUCCUGGCCGAGAAGGAGAAAAAACAGAUGCAGCUGGACACCAACAAGGAGAUGGCCAGACUGGAUAGUGAACUGUUGGCGAUAAAGAAUAAGCUGGAUAAAACAUUGGGAGAAUCCGACCAGUUCACCGUGAUCGAGGAGGGUCAACUGGCCCGGAUAAAGGACGCUGAAGAGACCAUCGCGCUCACAGAAAAAAAGUUUGCGGCCACAACAGCGCGCAUCCCGGAGAUGACGGAGCUCGAGAAGACGGAAAACGACGGAAUUCUGCAACUGAAACUUCAAGUCGAGGUUGAAAUUCAAAAGAAUAAGAAAUCAAAAGACAAACUAACCGCACUGCAAGAAGACAUUGAGAAGACCAGACUUCACGGGGAAGCCGAGGUUCUCUGCAUUGAAGAGCAGCUCCUUUCAAAACGUAACGCUUUUGCGGCUCUUCGUCAAGAAAACAUGGAGUGUGAACAGAACGUGGAGGACUACCGGAGGAAAAUGUCUGAGAGCGAGACGGCGGUGGAGCAGAUGCACGAGGAGAGGAAGCAGAUGCUGCAGAGAAUCGUCGACAAUGACGAGCGGUGGGAAAAGGCCGAGGAGGAAGUGACCCAGGUCGUGGCCCGGCACGCCGUCACCCGGGCCAAGCUGGACGAGCGGGAGAAGCUCACCUCCGCGGAGGAGCAGAGGACCAAGAAAGAGAUCGAAAAACUGCUGAAGGAUCUGACGGGUCGGAGGAGCGCCCUGGAGCUACUGAAGGGUCAGUGUGCGAAUAAGAGUGAGGAACUGUACCGACAGCAAAGGAGCAGAGCGCUGACUAACCAGAAACUCCAGAAAGAGUUUGAAGACGCGUCCACAGCAACCAAAGAACUGGAGACCACAUUUAUGAAAAUUAUGAAUCUGACAGAACAUUUUGAGAAGAUCCAGAGUGAACACGGGAACACAUUAGUCAAACUUGAGCAGGACAAACAACUCCAACGUGACCACCUGGAAGCUGCUCAGGCUUCGCUCGCCGCCGCCGUCGAGAGAUACGACGCCACCUCGGCCCGCAUCAGUGACCUGACAAAGAAGACCCGGGACUCCUGCCAUGCUUCCCAUCAAAUGGAGGAAAUGGUCAAAAGCAUGCCGGAGGUCAUAGCGGAGCUUCAGAGCGUCUUUGAUGUGGUGGAUUUCAAAAACAAGUCAGCUGCUCUCAUAAUGAGCACCUUGCAGUCUGAUAUUAAUAACUGCCAACAACGAACACAGCGAUCCGUGCAGGCACACACGGCUCACGUUGCAGCAAGAAAGAAGGAAAUGGAAGCCACCAAGGAAGCCCUGAAGGUCGCCCUGGCGGAGAACAGCGGUCUGGCGAGCGAGUACGAAGGUCUUCAGAGGUCCCUCACGGAGGCCAAGCGGGAGGAGGCGUCCGCGCUGAGAGACAAAAACCAGGCGCACAAGUCUUUCCUUUACUACACUCGGCUUUCUUUGUUGCAGAAGAGGAUGCACAAAGCUCUGGUGAAAUCCUUCAAACAACGCAGCCGCUACAGCCGGGCUGAACUGGACCGGUGCCUGGCUCUUUCUCAAGAGACCCCCCGGAAAAUACAAACUGCCCAGGACGGCUUGUCAGCAGAAAUGUGGCCCGUCGCUGCGCUCCUGCAGCCGCAGACGGACGCCUGCGACGACGGCGGCAUGAACAAACGAGCCGGCCCGGGAUGGAACGAGUAGAUGCCUUCAGUUCAAACGGCAGCGUGAUUGGACAUUCACCUGGACCAGACAACUUACUUACUUACCUUGCACGCUUCACUGUGCCUUCCCCCCCCCCCACCCCCCAGCCCCCUCUUUACUUGCAGCGAAUCCAUAACAAUGAAACAGGUGACUUUCAUGCUGCUGUCAGGACUGAUCUAAUUUUAGCUGGGUGAAUGAUUGCAAUUGGCUUUGCCUCAUCAGAUAAUUAAUCUAUGUCACCAUUAAUUGGAAAAGAGAAUAAUUACAGGCAGUGUUGACAGAAAUUCUACGCUUCUCCAGAUUCCCAGAUCCAAUUACAACUAGUGAAACCCUGUGACCUUAACCGGCACUUAGCGCACCUCAGGCCACCUUGACCGUGUCCGUGCGAGGGCCGCGCCC
Messenger RNA from Pungitius pungitius (ninespine stickleback), 3188 nucleotides. RefSeq names its product coiled-coil domain-containing protein 178. The transcript has 20 exons. The coding region runs from base 291 to 2789 and encodes 832 amino acids. NCBI's taxonomy places the organism in Eukaryota, Metazoa, Chordata, Actinopteri, Perciformes, Gasterosteidae. The record is from RefSeq and is a predicted model, not a curated record.